Aspergillus pseudoviridinutans is the source of this 1434-nucleotide messenger RNA. RefSeq lists its product as uncharacterized. Bases 1 to 1434 code for a protein of 477 amino acids. Gene Ontology annotation, molecular function: monooxygenase activity; FAD binding. Lineage: Eukaryota; Fungi; Ascomycota; Eurotiomycetes; Eurotiales; Aspergillaceae. Gene Ontology annotation, biological process: secondary metabolite biosynthetic process. The transcript is spliced from 3 exons. The record is from RefSeq and is a predicted model, not a curated record.
AUGGCGAUCGCAGUAACCAAGGGAACGGGGCCCGAUGGUACUGCGGCCCCGGGCAGUUCAGGAGUCUCCGUGCUUAUUGUUGGCUGUGGAUUCGGCGGCAUAGCAGCGGCCGUAGAAUGCCAUCGGAAAGGCCACAGGGUGGUUGUAUUCGAGAAGAACUCGGAGAUAGGCGGUCUAGGCGAUACCCUAGGGAUCUCGCAGAACGGCGCCCUCCCAAUCUACAAAUGGGACGCGGGGAAAGUCCAUCAGCGAGCCGCGCGGAUUUCCUGCAACUACGCGCGACACAAUAUCUAUAACAGCAAGGGAGAGUUCCUCUUGAGCCAUUCGAUGAAAGGUUACUCCGCUGGUUCAGGGUACACGGGGCGCCGCGGCGAGUUGAUGGGGGUCAUGUACGAGUACUUCCAAAAGCUAGGGCUGGAAGUCCACCUGAACGCCGAUGUGAGGGACUAUUUCGAAACCGACUCCUCUGCGGGGUUUACGGUCAAUGGUCAGCGCUGGGAAGCAGACGCGGUGAUCUGUGCGGAUGGUGUUCAUUCCAAAGGACGCCACUUUGUGCUCGGCAAACAGGAUCCUCCUCGCUCGAGUGGGUAUGCCAUUUAUCGAGCCUGGUUUGUCCCCGAGCCAUCGCUGCGGGAGAAUCCAGCAACGUCGUGGAUCCCACUGCCGGGCGAAGAAGACACGGUGAUGAACUUCAUUGGGCCCAAUGCCCACACGCUCAUCGCCACCGUGAAGCGCAAUCAAGGGAUUACCUGGGUCCUCACCCAUCCCGAUGAGUAUGACAUUGAGGAGUCGUGGACCCACCCGGCCAAGGUCGAGGAUGCUCUCAAAGUGGUGGACGGCUGGGAUGCGAGAAUCGCCGAGGUGUACAAAAUCACGCCGCCCGAUCAGUUGUUCGACCAUAAGCUGAUAUACCGCGACCCUCUCCCAACCUGGGUCUCCCCCAAAGCCCGCGUGAUCUUGAUAGGGGACGCCGCGCAUUCAUACGUCCCCACAUCUGCUCAGGGUGCCACUCAGGCAAUUGAAGAUGCUGCUACGAUUGCCAUCACGCUGGAGCUUGCCGGCAAGUCCCAGGUGCCACUUGCCUUACGUACCAUGGAGAAAAUGAGGUAUGAACGGUGCAAAAUUGGACAAGAAAUGGGCAUUGAAACACGCGACGUGUGGCUCAAAACGGACUGGGAAGAAGUGAAGAAGAACCCAGAGGUCCUGGCUCAGCCUCGACCUAACUGGUUAUUUACCCAUGACCCCCAGGCCUACGCAUACGAAGAGUUUGAAACGGCGGCCAAUGCAGUCCUAACGGAUUGCUCGUACCAGCCGCGAAAUGUCCCCGAUGAAGGUUCCAACCACCGUGCGACGGAUUUCGAUGAGGAGCGAUUGGCAAAUGGACCCAAGGCAGAUUUGAGUGAAAGCUGUGAGGAUGAUGGAUCGGUUAUCUAG